Messenger RNA from Dibothriocephalus latus, 162 nucleotides. Lineage: Eukaryota; Metazoa; Platyhelminthes; Cestoda; Diphyllobothriidea; Diphyllobothriidae. The record is from the annotation of a GenBank genome assembly.
CACAAUUCCACCCGCUGUUAUCGGUUCUUUGCGGACAUGCGGACGGCCGUAAAAAGUGAUCAAAUGGAGGAUUUUCUGGAAUUCUGUGAGGGACAUCACUUCCCUGAGCAGAUUGUGCGUGUCGACCUGACUGACAAGUCCAUGCAAUGUGACGAUGCCUGA